AAGUCCAAAUCCUUUAUUAUCUCCUUCACAAUCUAGUUUCCUUGCCUGGGGCCCAGGCUAGCUUUCUUAGUGGUCUUCUGGAUUUUGGUUUCAGUGGAGGGAAGGAGAAGAGGCCUGCCACCACGGUGGUGUGAGAUGGAGUGAAUGAAUCUGGCUCUGAGUCCCUUCUGUGUCUGGCUCUGCUCCUGGCUGAGGCUCCCAGCUUAUAUUCUCUAUUAUAAUUACAUUAUCAUAGGUGUGCAUCUUGUAGAACUAUAUUAAGUACUAAGUACAUGUACUGAACUAGAGAACUAUUAAUCCCCAUGCUAAACUAGAUAACCAUUGUCUUUAUUAAUUCCACUGACUUAGCACCUUGUAAGAAUCCUUAUUUCAGAGUUCUGGCCCAUAACAAUAGAUGUCAUAGGUCCUAAAUUUAGAGCUAUCAGGAACCUUGCAAACUGUUCUACUCUCCUCACUUAAGAAUGGAGGCCCCAAGAGAUAAAGUAACUAAUCUAGUUUUACAGUGGUGGUGGGAGUAGCAGCAGUUAGCAUUUAAUAUAACUUCUACUGUGUGCCAGGAACUAUGCUAAGCACUUUGCAAAUAUCAUCUCUUUAAUUUUCACAGAAAUUCUAGGAUUCAGUGACUAUUAUUAUUCCCAUUUUUCUGUUCAGGAAAUUGAGGUAAAUAGAAGUUGUGACUUGCCCAGGAUUUCACAGCUAGGAAAUAUCUUAAUCCAGGUUUCAACUCAGAUCUAUUCAACUCCAGGCCCAGUAUUCUUUCCUCAUAUUACCUAGCUCCUCUAAGAAUAAAUGGUACUAAACUGUGAUGUGCACCAAAUCAUCUGACUCUAAAUGCAGGUGUUUUGUUUUGUUUUGUUUUUCGGUGUGUGUGUGUAUGUGUGUAGCACAUACGUUAUCACAUAAUAGACCAUCUGUAUAUAUUUUAUGUAUAAAUUAUAUAUAAAUUAGUGAAGUAUAAUUUUGUACUAUAACAAAGGACAAUUUGAAGAAUUCUGAGAAGCAUGGAAAGAUCAGUAUGAAAUGAUCCAAAGUGGAAUAAGAAGCAAUAAAAUUAUAUACAUAGUAAUUUCAUUAAAGUAGAGAUGAAAAAUAUCCUAAAAUGAAGCAAAUCCAAUGGUGAUUAUAGCAACCAAUCUUGAUCCUAGAAAAGCAAUAGGAUAUUCUUUCUCCUUAUUUUUUUUUGUAGAAAUACAGGUUCCUGAAUAUAAAUGAUCACUGGUGAUGUCUGAUAUAGUUGUUGUAUUAAUUGGUUUUGCCUAACUUUUUUUUUCAUCAUAUGGGCAAGUUCAUGUAGUUGAGUGGGGAAAAUAUAUGUAAAAAUGAUUAUGAUGCAACAAAGAAAUUAAUGCUAACUUCAAAAAAAAAAAAAAGAAAGGUUUGGUCUUUUUUGGAAAAAAAAAGGAAAUUGAAUAAGUUUAGGAGGAAGCAGGAAUAAUAAAGACUCAUGUUAUUUCAAAUAACAAUAAGAAUUUGUCAAAAAGACUAGUAGCAGCAUGAUUGGUAAAUCCCUGCCAAGGAAUACAGAAGCUUUUUGCACAAUCAAAAACAAUAAUAGAGAGGGGUCUGUUGCUUUCUAGAGACAUGUUUCCAAGAACUGAUAGAGAACCAUUUAUAACUUGUAAAAUUAAGGAACACGUGAUUAUAACCCACUUUUCAUGAUAAAUCUUAAUAGAAUUCUAGAAGGCACUAACAGGUAAUUAAGUUUUGGUCAAUAAUGGAGAUCAUGGAAGUGCAUGGAAUUUUUAUCAUUUCUGCCAUUAAAGACAAGGAAUUUAGAAGAUAAAAAGCACAUUUGGAGAGUUGAUACCUAUUUAAGAUUAUAAUGUUAAUAGAAUUAUUGGUUUUGAAUUUCUAAGUCAUGGCUUAAAAUGUAGAAAUACCAAGCUCUUGGCCAGUGAAAGUGUAUCUAAUAAGUACUAAUAAGAAUAUACUUGACUAAUGUCAAAAUAUCAAAAGGAUUUAAAACUGAAUAGAAAAUAUAAGGUCAAAAUCUGCCUCUAUUAUAUCCAUCAAGCCAUGUUAGGCAGAGAACAAUAACUAUGUAGGAAAAACAGAAAUAGAUGUAAAGUCCAAAAAUUCACAGGAGACAAAAAAAAAAAAUCAAAAUCCUAAUCCUGCAUAUGCUUAUUCACAAAAGCACAAAAUAUGAGCAAUAGGCAAAAUGAACUGCACAUGAGGAAAGUGAUUUGACUUAAAAUUUUUCACUAAAAAUUAGAUUUUUUAUAAACUAGAAUUCCUCUAUGAAUAUUUUAUCAGAAUGAUUAAAAAUAAUUUUAUUUAUUCAGAAUGACAAGGAAAAGUUAAAAGGCCACUGAAGAAGGAUGGCUUUUUGUAUUAAAAAAUACUCCAAGGAGAUGACUGACAAAAAAAACUCACAUAUACCAAAAUAUUUAUAACAAUAGAAUUUAGAAACACAGUAAAUUCUCAUUAAUUGGAGAAUAAACAAAUUAUGGUAUAUGAAAAUAAUGAAGUAUUUACUAUUUUAUAAAGAAUGGACAAAUAAGAUGGAACUUAGAAAAAAAGCAAAAAAUAGUGACAUAACGAUAUAAAUGAAAAGACCAACUGUCUCAAAUCAAUGAAAAGUAUAUGUUGGAAAAUUAUAAAGAGGAAGCCAGAUCACAAAGAUUUGAUAUAAGAAAACAACCCUACCCAUUUGAAGAGGUGGGGGAAUUUUUCAAUGUAAAAACAAAACUAAGUCAAAAAAGCAAAAAAUAUCUGCUUCUGUAAGAAAAUCUAUGAAAUAGAGGGGAUAAGUCUAGAGGAAAUUAUAUGAAAUAUAAUCAGGGGAAGCAAUUUUGUUAUGUCAUUGAGGAGCUGGGGAAAUAAUCCUGGCAUGUCAUUUAUAAACUUAGAUACCUGUACAUCCUUAAGUCAAAGCAGAGUGCCUAAUGAUUUCUUGAUGUUUUCUCCUAAAGUUCAUUUCAUUCUAAAAAAAAGAAAAUAAAAGAACCAAUAGAAAGUAACUUUGUUCUGGAUCCAAUUCUUAACAAUGGAGAAGAAAUUGUGAUUGGUACAAAUGAUGGAAAUUUUGGGAAGAAGUGAUCACACUAUGUUACAGUUUAUUUCAGAAAAGAAAAGGAAAGUCAAGAAUUAUUACAUGGGUUCUGAAUUUUGGGAAAAUAGAUUGGAAAGGGUUCAGAGAAAAAAUAGUAUCUCCUAACUAAAAUACUACAGGAAAAGUCAACCUAAGAGAGAAGGGAAACUUUCAAAGACAAAAUUCUAGAAAUGUAAAAAAGAGUUUGAGUAAGGAGCAAAAGGGGAAUUGUUAAGAAGAGAUUGUUUUGCUAUUGGGAGCUGCAAAAAGAUGAUGGCUAUAAGUAGAGAGCAGGAAAGAAAAAAACAUUGUGGAAGUAGGAAAUGCAAGAAUUAUCAGCUUAUUGGAUACAUGAGAGGGGGAAGGGAAGGACAGUUAGGGAGGAAAGUGAAAGUACAAACCUAAGAGUUGGAAAAAAGACCCUUGUAUAGAAAUAGGAGGAUUUGGAUGAAAGGUAGAUUUCUGGGUAGAAGAGGUUAUGUUUUGAAUAUGUUCAGGUUGAGAUGUGUCCCAAUCAUCUUGAUUGAAAUAACCAAACACAGUUGGUGAUGUAGGACUAAAUCUCAGGAGCAAGACUGGAACUAGACAUGUACAAGCUCUAAGUUGUCUUCAUAUAAUUGAUUAUAAAUCAACUGGAACUAAUAAGAUAACCAAGAGAAAAUUACUAGAGAGAAAAUGCUACAAGAUAGGGAUGUCCUUGUAGAACACUCACAUUUAGGGGAUUUGGAUGAUGUCAUAACAAAGGAGAAUAAGUAUAUAAGUAAGUGGGAGGAUAACAAAAAGAGAAUAUUGUAAUAAAUUCACAAAAUUUGAAAGAAUAUCCAGAAGAAGAGAAUUAAUCAACUGUUGGAAUCCUUACAGACUGCUAACUAAUUAGAGUUGAUCUAAUCUUACAAGAAGAUUUUGGCCAGAACCUGAAACAAGGUACUAAGUAGAACUAAUUAAUACAAGGCUUGUGUUCACACCUUUACUCAUUGGAGUCCACAAGUAUGCUAGCUUCACAAAGUAAACUUUCUAACUUCAAGGGAGUUCACACCUCCCUUAAAGCUCUUCGGGCCAGAGAGCACUAUGGGAGAAAACCCAUAAUCCCUCUCUCUCGUAUCCCACAAUUCCUCCUUCUUGGAUAAAAGAAACAGACAGGGGCUCUCGGUCAGAUUUCAUUGGAGUUACGCCAGAAGCCCUUUCUCCGAGGCAAGGCAAGAGAGAAUACAUUUUUUCCACUUGGCUGGCUGGUGGCAGACAAAGAGAUUUCAGAGGAUAAAGCUACGAGUGAGAGUUCAGUGGACAACCAGAUUCAUCUUCAUCUCACACCACUGUAGUUGGUGGCUGGGCUCUCCAGAAGGAGACAAGAGAGACAUUCCAUCUCUGUGUUGGUUGGAGGCUGAAGAAAGCAGAGGCAGAGGCUGAAGGACAGAACCUUUGGAUUUGGAGUCAAAAAUCUCAUCACUGACACUACCUGUGUGAUCUUGAAAGUGAUAUCAAUUUCCUCAUCUAUAGAAUGAGUAAAAUUUUGAGAAAGCCAAAUAAAACUAAACUACUCUUAAUUAACUUGGGUGUACUGAAAAUGGAUCAAGUAUCUGAAGAAGGGGAUGAUGCUGUUGCUACCAUCAGUGCUACAGAGACCUUAUCAGAGGAAGAACAGGAAGAACUAAGAAAGGAACUUGCAAAGGUAGAAGAGGAAAUACAGACUUUAUCUCAGGUGUUAGCAGCCAAGGAGAAGCAUCUAGCCGAGAUCAAGAGGAAACUUGGAAUCAAUUCAUUACAAGAACUAAGGCAGAACAUUGCCAAAGGCUGGCAAGAUGUGACAGCCACAUCUGCAUAUAAGAAGACUUCAGAAACUUUGUCUCAGGCUGGACAGAAGGCCUCAGCUGCUUUUUCUUCUGUUGGGUCUGUCAUCACCAAAAAGCUUGAAGAUGUAAAAAACUCACCUACUUUCAAAUCAUUUGAAGAAAAAGUUGAGAACUUAAAGUCUAAAGUUGGGGGAGAAAAUAUAUAAUUAUAAUUUCUCAGAUCAUUCAACUGAGUUUUCCAGAAAAAAUAGUCAUUUUUCAUAAUGAUAAUCUUAAACAUCCUAAAAUGUAAUUUGUUUGCUCUUUAAAUAGUGCUUCCCUAAGAAGGGAAGAUCGAAGGGCGCCCAAUAUAAAACUUAAAUAGAAAUGGAUUCCCUAGUGACUAUAUAGUAACUUAGAAAACUACAAAUUAGCAUCAUUUUUCUAGUAUCAUAUUUUCAUUUGGUUUUUAAGAACUCAGAGGAGUUUUUGGUUUGGGUUUUUUUUUGUUUGUUUGUUUGUUUGUUUGUUUUUGCUGAGGCAGUUGGGGUUAAAUGACUUGCCCAGGGUCACACAGCUAAGAAGUGUUAUGUGUCUGAGGUCAGAUUUGAAUUUAGGUCCUCCCGAUUUCAGGGUCAAUGCUCUAUCCACUGUAACAACUAACUGCCCCAAGAACUCAGGAGUUUUGCAGAACAUUUUCAUAAGUCUAGAGUUUGACAAUUCUAGUCAGCUGUAAUAAAUGCAGCACAAAGGUCAAGUAAAUCUAAGAAAAGCCUAUUAGAUUUAACAGUUAAUAGAUCACUAUGAUUUCUUGUUUGUAUUUCUUAGUUAAGAUGACAAAGUAAAAGUUACUAGAAGAGCCCAAUCCUUCCAAAAUACUCCAGUAAAUUUCAAAAAAUGCACCAGAAAGAACAACAUUAAGGCAACCAGAGAAGCAGCUACAAAAUCAUCCAUUCUAUCCAAGAAAAAUGCCAAAAGCAUUUUUGGGAAAGCAGAAGCCUUCAAUUUUCAGGCACCCCUGCAGUAGACACAGUGACUGAAAAGACUCCCAUGGUGCUCAUAAAAACAGUUCCAAAGCAGGCUGUGAGAGCCAUAGUAUAAGAGCCAAAAGAGCACCUCUGAAGCACAAACACUAGGGAUUUUACAGGAGCCCAUCAAGUGGCUGAAUCGACAGUGUCUAAUUGUUGCCUGUAAGGGUCACAUGAAAGGCUGGACCCAACUCCCUAUCGGGCACUGUGCCAGAAAGAGACUGAGACCAAGCAGAACCUAAAACCUAAGCUCAAAUGUCUGAAGAAAGAACUAGAAGGCAGGAUUCCUUCCUGCAAAGCCCAGAACUAGCCACUAUAUCCUGUAUGGCAGAGAUAGUUUUCAUCUAGAUCAUAGAGGGAACUACCUGUCAGCCAAGUCAUAGGUUCAGAUCUAAGCACAAAGGUAUAAUCCUGAAACAGAGGUUAAUUAUAUAAAUUGAGAAAGAUGAAUUUGGUAAAGAAAUACUAUGAAUUAAAGAAAUACAAGAAAUUAACUCUGAAGUAAAGAGAAAUUCUACAUUAAAUAUAAAAGGAAAAAAAAAAAUCCCUUGGCCGUAAGGACUGUAUAUAAAACUAAUAUAAAUCAAGCCAAGGUUACAAACCUAAAUUAGAAUUGAAAUAAGACCUUUGGAGGAAGAAAUUAGAAUGAAAAUAAACUGCUCAGAACAGAAAAUGGAAAGUCUUAACCCAAAACUAAUGAAAGAAAAAAAAAAAAUAAGGAAAACAAGCCAAGUAGUACCAGAUCUCAAAUUAUACUGCAAAGGAGUAAUCAUCAAAAACAUAGUAAAGUUAGAGUAAUUAAUUAUACUUCAAACAUAAAAGAAGCAGGCAAA
Molecule: messenger RNA, 6664 nt
Organism: Antechinus flavipes (yellow-footed antechinus)
Lineage: Eukaryota; Metazoa; Chordata; Mammalia; Dasyuromorphia; Dasyuridae
Product: tumor protein D52-like
Exons: 1
Coding region: 4533-5030 (165 amino acids)
Biological process (GO): B cell differentiation
Cellular component (GO): cytoplasm
Source: RefSeq, a predicted model, not a curated record